Trypanosoma cruzi is the source of this 3309-nucleotide messenger RNA. RefSeq lists its product as uncharacterized. The coding region runs from base 1 to 3309 and encodes 1102 amino acids. Lineage: Eukaryota; Euglenozoa; Kinetoplastea; Trypanosomatida; Trypanosomatidae. The transcript has a single exon. The record is from RefSeq and is a predicted model, not a curated record.
AUGAGUUCAAAUCCGAUUGAUUUUAGUAGCAGCCUCACGCCACGCGGAAGAAUGAGCCUGCAAGAUAAUGAGAACUCCACCUCCUCCAGCGGAGGCCCUCUCGGCACCGUCCUUUCUGUAACAACACAGACGCGGUCCAUGAAAAUGCCGGGCAGCACGAGCAGCUCAAGUCUGAGGACAUCUCUGCAAGGGGUCAAACUGCCUAAACGACGUUUUUUGCCUGCGGCGGAAGACGAUCCGGUGAUGAAUCGUUUGCAGUUCCGCUACGCGACAAAACCAAAGGAACGGAUGUAUGCCAAAGUACCAACGGCCGUGAAUCGCUUAACCGCGAGUGCGGGAGGGGAGUUGCGGAGUGAAGUGGAGGCUUCCACAGCGGCCAUCCAUCAGGAGACUGUGGGAAUGCUCUGCAGAAACCUCCCGCUGAUUGCGGAUCCUUCCAGCGAAAUAGAAGCGGUAUUGGGGUCCAUCGAAACGGAGCGUCCGAAGAAGACAGCGAACUUGGAUGAUCGCAUUACUCCCCAAACUCUCUAUAAGCUUCUGCAUACAGGGCGUGCCUUGGCCUCUAAGAUGGCCUCGAGGAGAAAAGCCCAAGAAGUAUUGGAAGAUCUGAAAAAACUUCCUAAUACGAAGUUGGAUGAUCUACGCACACAAGUAACACGCUUGGAGCCCCCCUAUGUGGAUCAAAUGCUGCAAGCAAAAGUGUUUAACAGACCACAGAACGAUGAAGAUUUGAGACCACGUGAGGCAUUCCCUAUUACUUUGCUGGACACUGAAGAUAAAAAAUUGAACUUGCGGUCAGAACAGGAAUUUCAUUCUCACGUUUUGGCGCCACCUCCCACACGCAAAGAAAAUAGGGAAGUAAGACACAAAUUGUCUCUUUUCUCUCCUUCUUCACAUGCAGGAGAUUCCCCUGAAAACGUGGCGGUUGCCUUAAAUGUGCCGUUAACACUUUCUACCGGCAUGGGAGAUGAUACCGGUAUCAUUGAACAAUUUGUUUCCUAUGCCUCCGCACGACGACGACCUGAAAUUGGUGGUGGUGUGCAUUCAGAUACAGUGGCUGGCAUCCCACGUCCUCAUCCGUCAUACAACCCCGUCUUUUCCGCAUUAGAUGCCGUACUUGCUGUAAGUAAAGAAUAUGAAAAGGUCCAACAAACAUGGCCUGGGGCCAGUACACGGCAAAUGAGUGCCUCACGUCAAGCCAUCAUUGAUCGUAUUGCAUCGUGGGAGUCUUCACGCAUUCCACGUUCUCUGUGGGUGACCGUUAGCGAUCCCACCUUCCCUGGCUCUAGGCUUCAUCAGUUAGAUGAGGAUGCCUCGAGUGGCGCUCCCAAAAGGAGUUCUAUUGUGUUUCCUGCAGUCAAAGCUACCGGUCGCGCGCAGGUGUAUCUACUUGCAGACGCCCUGGAUCGUAUGUUUCAGGAGAUUCCAGACACCCUCGCUGUGUUGGCAGACAGGGAGACUGCGAAAAUUCUCUUGCCCGAGGCGCCAGAAAACGAUGGCCCCAUUGUAUACAGGGAUUUAGCGGAUGUGGAAAGGAUUAUGGACUUAAAGGCCUUACAAGAGUCGGAUUCUGCCCAUCGGAAAUACAUCGAGGCCGCAGAGAAAGUCAUGGAAGUUGUCGAUGUGGGUCUCGUUGAAAUUAUACGGCAGGUGGCCGGUUCAUGCAAGGAGCGUGGUGCCUUAUUGGAUGUCCUUCGCCUUCUUAUCAAGGAUGUCAUCUCAAGUUGCCUCUGGCUUAUUGGUUAUUGUAAGGAUCAGGCUCGACGUGAGGCAAAAGCACGCCGUGAACUAAUUCAGGCCUCUAAACAGGAUGUGGAGGAAGUUAUGAUGUUGCGAGAGGAAGUGAGAAAAAGGAAACAAGAGGAGGAGAUAAUGCGUGGCGCCAAUGCUGAGCUUGAGCAGAAGGCUUCCAAGUACGAUACCCUCAUUGAUCGUCUGAAGUUGAAGGACAAGAAUUUUUCGCGACACCCGGUUCAUAAGCAUCUGCGUCUUUUGAUGGAAUUGGAGGAGGAUUAUACAAAAAUGACAACAAAGGGGCUUGAAGAAUUAUAUAAGCGUCAGAACGCACAGCCCAGUGAUGAACCGAAAGUAUAUGAUGCUCCCACAGCACACAUGAAUAGUGUGAGACAGGAAGAGCAACAAAUUUCACAGGAAGAAUUAUAUACAGAGUCCUAUCGCCUUCUUGCCGCAGUAACAGAGGCGCUGCGGGUGGUGGACGAGACAUGUGAGCCACUGUACGAUCGUAUUGCCUUGCCGCCCCUCGGACUGACGUCAAAGGUAGCGUCCAUGAGGUGGGCGGAGAUUGCCAAUGCUGUGGGCUCCUACGAGGUUGAGAAAAAACACCGUCAACACGUGUUUGAGUUGUUUGCACGGUGGAAUGAGAUGCAAGGGAAAUCGGGUGCCACCUCCGCUCAACCGUCGGGUUUGGGCGGGGAGAUAACCGAUUCGGAGGCCCCUCAGUCCCCGGAUGAGAAGAGCCCACACAAAAAAGCAACGCCUUAUGAACUUCAGACGUUAGGCCUGGAGGCGGAAAUGACGGAUGAUCCCAAGAAACGGGUCCAGUUUAUUACAAGGAAAGAUCUUGCGGACAUGGGCGUGACGGACUGUUCGCCGGAUGAGAUUAACGCGAUGUAUAGUCCCGAUUUUGAUAUUGCAGCGUUCCUUCGAAUUGAGUACAAUCCACCCGGUGAGUACGAAAUGACCCCAAAAAUUCUUCGGGACAUGGUGCACGACGUAACGGAGGUGUUGCGGCACAUUACACUCCGUAUGAAUGCUCUCGCAAACAGCGGCUUGGUCAAGGAAGGCGUCAAACCGCCUCUGCAAGCGCCUGCGCAUCCAGAGGACGCAUGCAUGCUUUGUGGUCGACGGGAUCGCGUGGCGAUGGAAAGGAAGACCAGAAGUGAGACAAUGCAACGGGUGGCAGGCGAAAUUCAACGGCGUUACGAUGAGAUGGUCAAGAAGUGCCAGAGGGCGGAGUCGGAGCGGGAAAGUUACCGCAGGGAAAUUCAGCGCUUCCAAAUACGGGAGAAGAAACAAAUUGAGGAGUGGGAAAUCCGAGAAAAUGAGUUGCGGCAGGAAAAUGCCGCGCUCCUGGAGGAAAAUCGGCGGCUGGCGCAGCAGGCAUAUUCAGCAGGGACCUCCUCGGGGGAUGUUGAGACUGAGCAUGGCACCGUGGCAUUUGUGCGGAACCGCCUUAUGUCGGAUGCCAUGUCGUUGAGCUCUGAAGAAUUUACGAGUGAAUAUGGGGAUGGGGAUGAGGAGGACGAGCAGAGUGGCCCGCCUGAUCAGUCCGACAAUGCUCCUUGGUAA